AUGGCCACCACCGCCCAGCUGCUGGAAUCGAUCACAUCCCAGUGCCUCCCGCCGCCGUCACAGUCCCUCCUCACCAGCCUCACCACCCGCUCACCACAGCCGCCUCUGCCUUCGCUCGUGGCCACCGCCAAGGCGCGCCUGCUCGCCGCCGACCUCACGUCGAGCUCCUACCUGGACGGCGCGCAGCUCUGCCCCCUGCCCCCCGGCACAGACAGCGCCAAUGUCAAGGAGGCCAAGCUCCGCCACCACACGCACGUGCAGGUCGUCGACAUUGAGAACCUGAGCCUCAGUCGCUGGGAGCAGGUCGAGGAGAUGGAAGCCAUUGAGAGGGGCGAGAGGACGCGCGGAAGGGAAAUUAUUCGCGUCGCCGACGAGGAGAGUGCGGAUGCGGCCGAGUCGUUGGCAGCCCGAGGAACGGGGACGGGGCCGCGGCCGCCUGUUUCUGCCGCCAAAAAGGCCACGCAUCGUCUCGUCUUGCAGGAUUGCAAAGGGGCGAGGGUGUACGCCGUGGAGCUGACGAGGAUAGAUGGCAUAGGGGUGGGCAAGACCAACAUGGGAUGCAAGAUGCUGCUCAGGGCUGGGACGCCCGUUGCUCGCGGCACCGUGCUGUUGACUCCCGAGAAUUGCGUUUUGCUGGGCGGCAAGAUUGACGCCUGGCAUGACGCCUGGAUGAAUGGGCGAAUGGCGAGGCUAAAGGAAGCUGCCGGGGCUGGCAAUGCGCACACGACAACGACGACGACAACGACAACAUGA
Metarhizium robertsii ARSEF 23 is the source of this 753-nucleotide messenger RNA. RefSeq names its product RecQ mediated genome instability protein Rmi1. The record is from RefSeq and is a predicted model, not a curated record. The coding region runs from base 1 to 753 and encodes 250 amino acids. Gene Ontology annotation, biological process: double-strand break repair via homologous recombination; resolution of meiotic recombination intermediates. Lineage: Eukaryota; Fungi; Ascomycota; Sordariomycetes; Hypocreales; Clavicipitaceae. Gene Ontology annotation, cellular component: RecQ family helicase-topoisomerase III complex; nuclear body. The transcript has a single exon.